Molecule: messenger RNA, 2333 nt
Organism: Seriola dumerili (greater amberjack)
Lineage: Eukaryota; Metazoa; Chordata; Actinopteri; Carangiformes; Carangidae
Gene: fam177a1a
Product: family with sequence similarity 177 member A1
Exons: 5
Coding region: 34-669 (211 amino acids)
Source: RefSeq, a predicted model, not a curated record
CCGGGUCGUGGUGAGGUGGAGGAACUGACAGAGAUGGCAGAUUUGUCGUUGUAUUUAACUAGUGUCAACGUUUCCCUGGGACAAACUAUGGAAACUGAAAAGAGUCCAGGAGGGACGACAGACUUUGAGAGUGUGGAGAUGGGAGACUCUGCGGGGAGUCGGGGGAGAGUGAAGGUUCCCCGAAGGACCAUCUACUUUGCCAGCGGAGAGACCAUGGAGGAGUAUAGCACUGAUGAAGAGGAGGAAGAAGAGGAUCCCGUGAAGAAAGAUGUCAUCCCUGUAGAUCCGGCUAAACUGACGUGGGGUCCAUAUUUCUGGUUCCACAUGUGGAGAAUGGCCACCUCCACCAUCUCAGUGUGUGACUACAUGGGAGAGAGACUGGCCUCUCUUUUUGGCAUCACUACUCCCAAAUACCAGUAUGCUAUCGAUGAGUACUACCGUAUGAAGAACUUAGAGGAGGAGGAAGAGGAGGAGAGCCGUCUGUCUGAGGAGGCGGAGCGUCGGAUUGCAGAGCUGCGGGGAGGCGAGCAGGAUGCGUCUCAUCCUGCUACUGUGGAGCAGCCGGAGGCGUCUGGAGCAUCUUUUGUAAACAUCAGCUUUGAGCUUGAACCUGAGUCUCCUCUCAGUGCCUCAGACACCAACAGAGUCCCGUCCCCUCUUCCCUCCUGAAAACUGACAAACCUCUAACAUUUGCAUAUUUCUAUAUCAGGCAAAACCUUAAUUUACUUAGCUGGAUAGAUUAAUAAUAUUGUUAUUUUUCUAUGUUAUUUUAUAAAAAUAGAUCUUAGUACACAGUGCAGGGAUAAAUUAAAAGGGCUGUGGAAGUGGCUGCACUAGCCUUAUCUUUGAAUGUAAAUUUAUGUACAGUGUGCAAAUGUAUGCAAGACUGAGACAUGUAAUUUAACAAGAUAGACCAGAAUGGGACAACGCUCAACUCACUUCAGUUUUUUUUAUCUAGACGUGGCAUAGGAAUUUAUUUGUAAAGUGUAGUAGAGCUGGAUAGUUGUUGACUUGCUGAACAAAUCACCAGGUAGUGAUGACAUCAGUAGCCGGAGCUGCUGUACUCUUAUUGUACUCUGCAUUUCAGCCUGUCGUUGCUUUAUUGUUAUGUCUGGAAUUAGGAAAUACAAGAAAAUAAUAAGUUCAAUAAGUUAUGAAGAGGAAUUAGUGGCAUUGACUUUACUUAGGACAAAAAAUGAGGUCUAUUAAAUGUUUCAUCAAAACAGUCAUUUAUAAGGUCAACAUGUUGUCCAAAUACAUUUCACAACCCUUCCACCUCUGCCCUCUAUUAAGUAGUCCAUGAAUACCUCCCUGCUGUUUGAACUGGACACAUGUAAUAUCUGGACCUCCACUCCUUUACUGUGAAUGAAUGGUCCAAUACAUGCAGAUUUGUUUGCUUUGGAUCUCUGUGUCAUGGCCAAACUAAGGGCUGGUUAGUACAAGAAGUCAUUUACUAUGUAUGAUGUUUAUAUAUAUAUAUAUAUAUAUAUAUAUAUAUUAAGUGCUCCUAUGAUCCUAAUCUUCCAACAUCUUGAGUCUUGGAGUAACUGGAGCCACUGUGCGUCAGUUGGCUUUGGCAUGAAGCCACAGUCUGUUGUUAAAAUUGACUUCAAGACUAACCUCAAAGAAUUUGCUAGCAGCUUUCUUCACUCUCUAUUGUCACAAUGUAAAAUGUGUCUCUGUGACGAUACUUGAAUCGGUUUAAAAACAAAAACAACUUGCAUGAAGUACUAAUUGUUUUGCUAAAAAUGAAACAGGCUGUGCAGCUAAUGGAGACCAAGUAGUAAAAUCAAUAUAGUCCAAAUCUUAGAAAAUCCACUAGUUCUCAAAUUUAUUGCUGAUCUGGAAGUAGAGUUGCUCCCAUACACUGAUUGUACCUUCAAGUGUGUUGAGAGUUUAUUCUUUAAGUGUCCUUGCCUGAGCUGUCAGAAGCUUCUUAUUAAUUAUUUUUAUCCACUGAUGUGGCUGCGUGUUGUGGGGACAGGCCUUAGAUCUCCUUAGAGAGCAGAGCAGCAGUGUGUAGUGAGGAGUAAACCAGACGCACACACACUGUAGCCUCAACCCCCAAGAAAAUUUACACUGCUCUUUUCAAAAUUUUCCAUUUCAAAAAGAGAUUUUUAAAAAGGCUUCACUGUAACUGAAAAACCAACAUAUCUGACCAUGCAGAGUAAAUGUCUUUCAUUACAGUAGUCAACAGUGGAUAUUAUUCAUACUUUUUAUGUGUAUAAAAAGGGUCAACAUAUGCAAAAAUUAUUUUAACUGAAACUCUUAAACACUAAUUGAAUCUGUAAAUACAUAUUUAUAUUUUCUGUGUUAAUAAAACCUUGAAACAU